UAUGUAAAUGGAAUCAUGCUGUAUUUUAUGUUUUCCUUCUUUUAGCGUUGCUAAAUUCAUCCAUGUUGUGUGCUACUGUAGUUCAUUCAUUCCGGUUUCUUUGUAGUAUUCAGCUAUGUGACUGUAUCACAAUUUACUUAUCCCUUCUACUAUUGAUAGACAUCUAGUUUUCUUCCGGCUUGGACUGUUAUUAACAGUACUACUGUGAACAUUCUUGUAUAAGUACCUUUCUGUAUGUGUGUGUCAUACACACCUAGGAAUAGAAUUCCUGGGUUAUAUGGAGGGAAUAUUGUCAGCUUUACUAGUUAACGCAAAUGGUUGUGCCAGUUUACAGCCCAUCAGUCUUUGGUGGGAAUGUGAAUUUAAGAUCCUGGUUGAAAGUGUGUUGUCCAAAAAUAGAACCAUGGCAAAAAUGCCCCUAAAUCAGGGAUUCCUCUGGUAAAGGCAUGGGGUAGAUGAAUGGCCCAAUAGGAUAAUACCUAUCACAAACCCUAUAUUGGUUUAGUAUCUUUUAAGAAUAGAAGCGUAUCUCCCAAUUUCCUUCUUUGAAAUGAUUCUUUAUGUUAAUUAGGACAAAUGUGACUGCAACUCCUUAAAAUAGAAAUUGAUUUCUUUUUUAAUGUGAAUGUGUUCUUCAAGCCAGACUUACAAAGCUAUGAGGAGCCAUCUACACAUAGAGUAGAUGUGAACCGUGAGAGGGGCCCAGUAACAUGACUGGGUAAACAGGAAGAGGCAGGGCUCUGAGGCAGCUCAGAGUUUCUUCUUUUAGUCCAUCUCAUAUUCAAGACCCACCUUGUGGAACUGCAUGGGGAACUGGGAAGAGGUAUCAGAAAUUUGAGGCGACCCAAGAUAGGAUGAUUCUGGAACCCUGAGGACUCUGCAAUAUGAAUAAUUCUCUGGAAAACACCAUUUCCUUUGAAGAGUACAUCAGAGUAAAGGCGCGGUCUGUCCCGCAACACAGGAUGAAGGAAUUUCUGGACUCGCUAGCCUCUAAGGGGCCGGAAGCCCUUCAGGAGUUCCAGCAGACAGCUACCACUACCAUGGUGUACCAACAGGGUGGGAACUGCAUUUACACAGACAGCACCGAAGUGGCUGGGUCUUUGCUUGAACUUGCCUGUCCAGUCACCACCAGUGUUCAGCCACAAACCCAACAAGAACAGCAGAUUCAGGUUCAACAGCCACAGCAGGUUCAGGUACAGGUGCAGGUACAGCAGUCUCCGCAGCAGGUCUCGGCUCAGCAGCUCUCCCCGCAGCUCACUGUUCACCAGCCUGCUGAGCAGCCCAUCCAGGUCCAGGUGCAGAUCCAAGGCCAAGCACCACAGCCGGCAGCCCCUUCCAUCCAGACCCCAUCUCUGCAGAGCCCCAGCCCUUCGCAGCUGCAGGCGGCCCAGAUCCAGGUGCAGCACGUGCAGGCAGCCCAGCAGAUCCAGGCUGCAGAGAUUCCAGAGGAGCACAUCCCACAUCAGCAGAUCCAGGCUCAGCUGGUGGCUGGCCAGUCUCUUGCUGGGGGUCAGCAGAUCCAAAUCCAGACCGUGGGUGCCCUUUCCCCACCACCGUCUCAGCAGGGCUCACCCCGGGAAGGGGAACGGCGGGUUGGCACAGCCAGUGUUCUCCAGCCAGUGAAGAAGCGCAAAGUGGACAUGCCCAUCACUGUGUCCUAUGCCAUCUCAGGGCAGCCGGUGGCUACCGUGCUGGCCAUUCCACAGGGCCAGCAGCAGAGUUAUGUGUCUUUGAGGCCAGACUUACUGACAGUAGACAGUGCCCACCUGUACAGUGCCACUGGGACCAUUACUAGCCCUACAGGAGAAACCUGGACCAUCCCUGUUUACUCUGCCCAGCCCCGUGGGGAUCCUCAGCAGCAGAGCAUUACCCACAUUGCCAUUCCCCAGGAAGCCUACAAUGCAGUUCACGUCAGUGGCUCACCCACGGCCCUGGCAGCUGUAAAGCUGGAGGAUGACAAGGAGAAGAUGGUGGGCACCACAUCUGUAGUGAAAAACUCCCAUGAAGAGGUAGUGCAGACCCUUGCAAACUCUCUCUUUCCAGCACAGUUCAUGAAUGGCAACAUCCACAUUCCAGUGGCUGUGCAGGCUGUGGCAGGCACCUACCAGAACACAGCUCAGACUGUCCAUAUAUGGGACCCCCAGCAGCAGCCACAACCACAAACCCCCCAGGAACAGACGCCACCGCCGCCACCGCAACAGCAGCAGCAGCAGCUCCAGGUUACUUGUUCAGCUCAGACUGUCCAGGUUGCUGAAGUUGAACCUCAGUCACAGCCACAGCCUUCCCCAGAACUUCUGCUUCCGAAUUCUCUGAAGCCAGAAGAAGGGCUUGAAGUAUGGAAAAACUGGGCCCAGACCAAGAAUGCUGAGCUAGAGAAGGAUGCUCAGAACAGACUGGCACCCAUUGGGAGGCGCCAACUGUUGCGAUUCCAGGAAGAUCUCAUUUCUUCUGCUGUGGCUGAGUUGAACUAUGGGCUCUGUCUAAUGACACGGGAAGCUCGAAAUGGAGAAGGUGAACCCUAUGAUCCAGAUGUGCUCUACUAUAUUUUCCUGUGUAUUCAAAAGUAUCUUUUUGAAAAUGGAAGGGUUGAUGACAUCUUCUCCGAUCUUUAUUAUGUUCGAUUCACGGAGUGGCUACAUGAAGUUCUGAAAGAUGUUCAGCCCCGAGUCACUCCACUUGGCUAUGUCCUGCCCAGCCACGUGACUGAGGAGAUGCUGUGGGAGUGCAAGCAGCUCGGGGCUCACUCCCCUUCCACCCUGCUGACCACCCUCAUGUUCUUUAACACCAAAUACUUCCUGUUGAAGACAGUGGACCAGCACAUGAAGCUGGCCUUCUCCAAGGUUUUGCGACAGACAAAGAAGAACCCCUCUAAUCCUAAGGAUAAAAGCACGAGUAUUCGAUACCUGAAGGCUCUUGGGAUACACCAGACUGGCCAGAAAGUUACAGAUGACAUGUAUGCAGAACAGACGGAAAAUCCAGAGAAUCCACUGAGAUGUCCCAUCAAGCUCUACGAUUUCUACCUCUUUAAAUGCCCCCAGAGUGUGAAAGGCCGGAAUGACACGUUUUAUCUGACGCCUGAGCCAGUGGUGGCCCCCAAUAGCCCAAUCUGGUACUCGGUCCAGCCUAUCAGCAGAGAGCAAAUGGGACAGAUGCUGACUCGGAUCCUGGUGAUACGAGAAAUUCAGGAGGCCAUUGCAGUGGCCAGCGCAAGCACCAUGCACUGAGAUCCCUAAGCCAUGGUGCAAGGGAGAUGAUCCAGGAAAAAAAAAAUGGACAGACUUUCACACUAAAGAAGAGGCCUCCAUUUCUUUUCUUUUCUUUUUUUUUUUUUUAAUUGGUGUAGUUAUGAAGCCUUUCAGACUGCUUCUGUUUAAAAUGUAAAAGGAAACUUUGCCUCCUGUGCGUCACCGUAAAUCUGCUGCAGCAGAUUCCUCAGCCCAUGGGGGCUCUGGGUUUCCUGAAAGCCAGAUGUCCUAGAAAGUUGCUGGCUGGCUUUUUCUUUUUUGUCUGGGGCCUGGGGAAAGGGCUCGGACUGUUAGGAGAAAUGUGGCCCCUUCCCUUACUCCAGAAAGAUGGAAUUAGUGACGGACCCUCCAGGGAAUCUCCCCAGCUGGCUUCCACUCUGACUGGCAGACGUCGCUGACCACAGGGGAGCCAUGUGGUCUUUUCUUUCUUCAUGCUCAGACAUAAACUUAGCAUCUUAAUGGAAGGAAAAUGAGGGGAACUUCAAUUAUGAUUUAUUAAAGACAAUUUCUAUUACACCCUCCUUUAUGACAAGUGACAUUUUAGAUGUUAAAGUAAAAACUUUACCAUGCCUUUUUUUUUUUUUUUUGGCCUAACAUUGAGGCCUUAAACCUGAGGCUCCUGUGCCUGAUGGAAUUCUUGUAACAUACACUUGUGUAUCAUAUAAAGAUACCACUCUGUUUCUCUUAUGUAUUCUUAAUCUAGUUGUUUAUUAAGAAUGACAAGCACGUCUUU
Messenger RNA from Neomonachus schauinslandi (Hawaiian monk seal), 3978 nucleotides. RefSeq names its product glutamine rich 1 (gene QRICH1). The transcript is spliced from 10 exons. Bases 885 to 3224 code for a protein of 779 amino acids. The record is from RefSeq and is a predicted model, not a curated record. Lineage: Eukaryota; Metazoa; Chordata; Mammalia; Carnivora; Phocidae.